AGUGGAUGAAACGCAAGCAAACAUGAAAAUAAAGCAAUGUCAAACGUCUUCGUGUGAAUCGGUUGGCAAAUGUCAAUCUUGUCUAGAUGCGAACUGUCAGGGCAGGUGGGAAAAGUAAAACAUAAAUAAACACAACCGUUCGUUUGCCGUUUUUUGCACCUCACUAAAAAAAAUGUUGUGCAAUCGGUUGCACAAAGCUGUAUUUACACGCCUGAGGACACGUUUUCCAAGCACAGUUCGGCACUGCAGACUUAUCCACAACUCUGAUGGAACUAUCAGCGAAAAACGGAUUCGCAAUAUCGGGAUACUGGCACACAUCGAUGCCGGCAAAACGACGACAACUGAACGGAUGUUGUACUAUUCCGGUCGCACUGAUAUGCUGGGCGAGGUAAAGUUAGGCAAUACAGUAACGGACUUUUUGCUACAGGAACGCGAGCGAGGCAUUACGAUAUGUAGCGCAGCAGUGAGCUUUAACUGGAAGGAGCAUCGAAUCAAUCUGCUCGACACGCCUGGCCAUAUAGAUUUUACGAUGGAAGUUGAACAGUCGCUCGGAGCAGUUGACGGUACCAUCGUUAUCCUAGAUGGAUCAGCCGGUGUAGAAGCGCAAACCGUUACCGUGUGGGGUCAAGCCGAUCGUCAUCGAUUGCCGCGCUUAAUUUUUGUUAACAAAAUGGACAAAGAGAGUGCCGAUUACGAUGCCUGUUUGCUGGACGUGAAGCAAAAGCUGUCCACUGUACCUGUGCCACUUCAAAUGCCUAUAAAAGAACGAGGAAAAUUGGUGGGUGUAAUCGAUGUUCUUUCUUCGAGCCAGAUAAUCUGGGAUGGUCAAAAUAAGGGCCGAUCCUACAAAGCUAUUCCAAUCACCGAUGCAGAUCUGCACGAUCAAAUUCAAGAGAAGUUGUACGAGCUAAUAGAUCUACUGUCGGGUAUGGACGAUAGUCUUGCACAAGCUAUCAUUGAAGCGAAUAGUUUCGAAAACAUUAAACUGAACCUUGUCCUAGACGCCAUUCGAAAUUGUACGUUGAAGCAGCAAAUCGUCCCCGUGCUGUUGGGAUCAUCGUACAAAAAUGUUGGAGUGCAACUGCUGAUGGACAGCGUGUUGAAUUUUUUGCCUGCUCCAAGUGAACGAAACCAGAUAUAUGACUGCUUCGGGACUGAUUUUGUCGGAAAGGUGUUUAAGGUAACGCACGAUAAGCAACGUGGUCCAAUCACGAUGAUUCGCGCAUUUCGAGGAUUGGCGAAAAAAGGUUCAAGAUUUAUUACAGCCACGGGAAGUUCGGAGACGAUACAACGCAUCUAUGAACCGCUUGCUGACGAGUACCGGGAAAUUGACUCCUUUGGAGUAGGCAAUAUAGGACUCUGUGCUGGACCUAAAUCGACCGUUACGGGCGACUUGGUGGUAGCAAACGCGGCUGCUUUAAAAAAAGCACUAAAGCGGCUCUCCUUGGUGGGGGAUUCCACCGAAGAGACUGCAGACGACGAGCUGUUACUGGCCUCAAAGCUAGGCUUACAAACAACCAUCCCGGAUGCAGUUUACUUUUGCUCGAUAGAACCCCCAUCGUCAGGACAACAAACGGCAUUAGAUAAUGCGCUGCGUGAAAUUCAACGGGAAGAUCCAAGCCUACGAAUUCGAUACGAUGAAGCGACCGGACAGACUGUGCUGGGAGGCAUGGGGCAACUGCAUUUAGAAAUUGUUAAAUCUCGCAUUUUGACUGAGUAUCGAAUCGAUGCUGACCUGGGACCGCUUCAGAUCGCCUACAAGGAAACGCUCGAGGAGCCCAGCCGUGGACAUUGGGUUGCGGAAAAGGAAAUUGCUGGCAGUAAACAAUCUGUACACAUGGAUAUGACCAUUUAUCCGCAUGCUGUUGAGAGUAAUGUGGAGCGCUUUGUACUGGAUAAUUCUGCCGAAGCGCAAGAAACGCUGAAACUUAUUCGUCCAAGACAAAUGACAUAUUUUCGUAAAGGAGCCCUCGGUGCCCUACAGCGAGGUCCAAAGCUGGGUGGGCAGUUGGCAAAUUGCGCUAUAAAAUUGCAUGCGCUUACGAUCGGAAGAGGCACUGCUGAUCCCUUUAUUAUGGCUGCCGCUGCUCAAUGCAUAAGUAAUAUAUUGAAAAAUGCGCCCUGCCGUCUUCUGGAACCGGACAUGUUUCUGGAGAUUGUAACACCAAGCGAAUAUCUGCCACCGAUCCUAGCUGACUUAAGUCGAAGAAGGGCGCGUAUAGAAGAUGUGGCCCAGCGUGGAGCAGCAAAUAAGGUUGUAAAGGUUAAUGCACCGCUUGCGGAAUUGGGGGAUUAUUCUACAGUACUUCGAACGAUAAGUUCCGGAACGGCGAGCGUUUCGAUGGAACCGAAUGGUCAUUCUCCCAUGAAUGAAUUCGACGAAUCGCAAGCAAUGAGGCGAGCAUUAGGAUUAGAAUAAAGGACGUAACAAAUGUAAA
Anopheles funestus (African malaria mosquito) is the source of this 2438-nucleotide messenger RNA. RefSeq names its product ribosome-releasing factor 2, mitochondrial (gene mRRF2). The transcript is spliced from 4 exons. Gene Ontology annotation, cellular component: mitochondrion. Gene Ontology annotation, molecular function: translation elongation factor activity; GTP binding; GTPase activity. Bases 173 to 2419 code for a protein of 748 amino acids. Gene Ontology annotation, biological process: mitochondrial translation; ribosome disassembly. Lineage: Eukaryota; Metazoa; Arthropoda; Insecta; Diptera; Culicidae. The record is from RefSeq and is a predicted model, not a curated record.